Messenger RNA from Phytophthora sojae, 438 nucleotides. RefSeq lists its product as hypothetical. The transcript has a single exon. Lineage: Eukaryota; Oomycota; Peronosporomycetes; Peronosporales; Peronosporaceae. The record is from RefSeq and is a predicted model, not a curated record. Bases 1 to 438 code for a protein of 145 amino acids.
AUGGGCAUCGCGAUUGAUUCGUCCGACAGCAUUUACGUCCUUGACAUGCACAGGAUCCUGAAAGUCACGGUAACGUUAGAUGGCGAUGUAAAAGUGGUGGCAGGAUCUGGAGCAAAAGGGUUUGUGAAUGGAUUCGGAGAGUCUGCACGCUUCAGCACUCCCUGGGCGCUGACAUUCGGCUCGGAUGGCUAUUUGUACGUCCCCGACUUGGAUAAUGACUGCAUUCGCAAAGUCGAUAUCACCACAACAGAGGUCAUGACGUACGCUGGUAUUUGCCAAACAUCAGGGGCUGUAAACGGUCUCACUACGAACGCAACUUUCGAUAACCCUAUCGCCAUUGCAGCGGCAGCCGACAACGUGUUUUACGCAAGUUACGUGUUACGUAACGUAACUGACGGGCCUCAAGGACAACGACUGCGGAAGAUUUACACCGCGUAA